This is a messenger RNA of Arabis nemorensis, 546 nucleotides long. NCBI's taxonomy places the organism in Eukaryota, Viridiplantae, Streptophyta, Magnoliopsida, Brassicales, Brassicaceae. The record is from the annotation of a GenBank genome assembly.
AUGGGCGUGGAGGAACUUAGGAAUCUGGCCAUCACGGUGACAUUACUCCCACGUGUGGAAGUAACUUCUAUUUACCAAAGAGGAGUUUCAGAGACAAAGGUGCUUGGAAAUUUGUUUUCUCUGUCAAAGUAUGGAGUAGUGAAGCCCUUAGGCCUCCAAGCCAAAUACUUGAGUAUGUCAUCGACAACGAUCAGGAGCUCGGUUGGUGGGGGCAGAUUCGAUCCACCAUUCGGUUCUUCAAGUAAUAAAAGCUCCAGAUGUCCAAGAUUAAUCAAAGCCAUACAAGAUCUCAGAAGUAAGCUUCUGGUGAAAAUUCAGGAGAUAAAGAAAGAUCUCCCCAUGAAACUAUACUUUCUUUUGGUUGGUUUCUACUCUGCAACCGCAUUCUCUACAUUUAUACGACAAACAGGAGACUGGGAUGUUCUAUCAGCUGCAUUGGCUGUUAUUGUAGUUGAAUGCAUCGGAGCUUUAAUGUACAGAGCAUCCGUUCCAUUUAUCAACAAGAUGCGGAGCACAAUCACCAUGUUUAACUAUUGGAAGACCUGA